CAUAUCUGUAUACACACAUGCACACAGACACAUUCACAGUACUGCACACAGGCUACACUCAGGGAAGCGCAACAGCAGUGAGAAACAAGCGGAUAGACUGUCAUGAUGGAGGAAUAUGAUAUUAUUGUGCUUGGAACUGGACUUAAGGAAUGUAUCCUUUCUGGUUUAAUGUCUCAAAGUGGGAAAAAGGUUCUUCACAUUGACAAGAAUCCUCACUCUGGAGGAGAGAGUGCAUCCAUUUCUCCCCUUGAGGAGCUGUACAAGAACUUUAAGGUUCCAGGUUCUGCCAAGUCUAUAGGCCGUGGAAAAGAGUGGAACAUCGACCUUAUCCCUAAAUUUUUUCUUUCCAAUGGCGAGCUGGUCAAAAUCUUGGUGCACACUGAGGUUACUCGGUAUAUGGACUUCAAAGUUGUUGAAGGCAGCUAUGUGUACAAAGCAGGCAAACUGCACAAAGUCCCCUGCACAGAGGAAGAAGCUCAUGCUUCAGAUCUGAUGGGCAUGUUUGACAAGAGAAGGUUCAGGAAGCUGCUGCUUUUUGCUCUGAACUUUGAUGUGAGAAACCCUCGGACCUACCAGGACGUAGAUCCUAACAAAAUGACCACGCGGGACCUCUUCUGCCGCUUUGACCUGGGACUAGAUGUCAUGGAGUUCACAGGUCAUGCCAUAGCUUUACACAGCAGUGAGGGUUACCUGGACCAGCCGUGUGGGGAAACCAUCAGACGGAUCAGGCUGUACUCUGAGUCUCUGUCCCGCCACAACACCAGUCCAUACCUCUACCCGGUGUAUGGGCUGCGUGAGCUACCACAGGGAUUUGCCAGACUGAGUGCAGAGUACGGAGGAACUUUCCUCUUGAACAGAGCAGUGGAUGAGGUUGUGAUGGACAACGGCAAAGUGAAAGCUGUAAAAUCUGAGGGGAAGCUUUUUCACUGUAAACAGCUCAUCUGCGACCCCAGCUACGUUCCUAAUCGAGUGAGGAAAGUGGGGCGUGUGAUAAGAGUCAUCUGUUUAUUAAAUCACCCAGUUAAAAACACCCACGAGGCCAACUCCUGUCAAAUCAUCAUCCCUCAAACGCAAAUCAACAGGAAAUCUGACAUUUACAUAUCCGUAGUGUCCUAUGCCCACAAUGUGGCCUCAGACGGGAUGUACAUUGCCACAGUGAGCACGACUGCAGAAACCAGCGACCCAGAGAAAGAAGUUCAGCCAGGCCUGGAGCUUCUUGAGCCCAUCAUGCAAAAAUUUGUUAAGGUCAGCAAAGUGUUGGUUCCCAAUGAAGAUGGAAAAAAGAGUCAGAUAUUUGUGUCCUGCUCAUAUAAUGCAGUAAACCACUUUGAUGCGGACUGUGAGGACAUCAGAGACAUGUACCGCCGGAUCACAGGAACAGAUCUCCGCUUCGGAGGAUCAGAUAGACACCAGUCUCUCAACUCGGAUGAUGACUGAGAAAGACCUUCAACAUCAGGACCAAAGAGUUCCAACAGCUGGGAGGCCAUAAUGCCAUUAUGAAUGAUUAUAUUGCUACACAGCUGUAAAGCAGAGGGUGUGUUCUGUAGUACGUAGACUGAAUUGUGAGUGCACUAUGUAAAUGCUGGAUGUCUAAUUUGUUUGCUAUAAUUAUACUAACCUUUUGUGAAACUAAGAAAUAUUAUUACUAAAUUAGGACUUUAUUUAGUGAAGAUAGCUUCAUAUUCAAUAUGAUUUUAGCUGAUUACACAAUUCUUGUCAACUUUACCAAAUAACUUUUGUCAAUGUAAGUAACUCUUAAGUAACUGCACGUAUCUACGGUAACUGAAGCCAGUUUGAUUGGAUUUGUUUUCCUUCCUUUAAGCACCAAUAAGUGUCACAACUUCUCAGCAGCAGCAGUUGAAAGUAAUAAUGCGGCACCCUGCAUGUGAACAACGGGGAUUUAAAAAUUCAUACUGACACUUGGCAUGUGUGUGGCACAGAGGCAGAUGAUUAAGAGAUGAUGUGUAGAGGAUUUGUGGAUUCUCUUAUCUAUUGGAGCUUACGUGUGAGAAGGACAAAACCAUUGAAUGAUGUCAUGUGCUGCACACAGGCAGCUUGUAGGUGGCAGCGCUGCUGGUGCCAGAAGGCGGACAGACGCACAGAGUAAAGAGGCUUAUCCAAAUGAAGGACAGUCACCACCAACACCUCGGGUAGAGGGCUGGAACAUAUUCAUAUAUAUUAUAUGUAUUUUUUUUACAUGUAGAACCCUUUUAUCUGCUGCACAGACAAUAGCAUCUGUGUCUUUUAAAAUAAUUAAUAUCACAUCUUCUAUGAAAACACAUUAAAUUCAUGACACUUGG
Molecule: messenger RNA, 2300 nt
Organism: Perca fluviatilis (European perch)
Lineage: Eukaryota; Metazoa; Chordata; Actinopteri; Perciformes; Percidae
Exons: 11
Coding region: 103-1437 (444 amino acids)
Biological process (GO): vesicle-mediated transport; small GTPase-mediated signal transduction; protein transport
Cellular component (GO): cytoplasm
Molecular function (GO): Rab GDP-dissociation inhibitor activity
Source: RefSeq, a predicted model, not a curated record